Molecule: messenger RNA, 602 nt
Organism: Salvia splendens (bonfire salvia)
Lineage: Eukaryota; Viridiplantae; Streptophyta; Magnoliopsida; Lamiales; Lamiaceae
Product: 60S ribosomal protein L37-3
Exons: 4
Coding region: 119-406 (95 amino acids)
Biological process (GO): translation
Cellular component (GO): ribosome; cytosolic large ribosomal subunit
Molecular function (GO): RNA binding; structural constituent of ribosome
Source: RefSeq, a predicted model, not a curated record
CCCAAACCCUAAUACUCUUCUUCUUAAACUUCUUCAUAUAACACUCCGCUACUCUAUCUCUUCAACCGCCGACCUCAGCACACGCACGAUCUAGGCUUCCUGCAGCAGCGCGACAGCAAUGGGGAAGGGAACCGGCAGUUUCGGAAAGAGGAGGAACAAGACGCACACACUCUGUGUGAGGUGCGGCCGCCGCAGCUUCCAUUUGCAGAAGAGCCGCUGCUCCGCCUGCGCUUAUCCCGCCGCUCGCAAGAGGACAUACAACUGGAGUGUGAAGGCCAUCCGUAGAAAGACCACCGGAACUGGUCGCAUGAGGUACCUUCGCAAUGUUCCCCGCAGAUUCAAGACCAAUUUUAGAGAAGGUACCGAGGCUGCACCAAGGAAGAAGGCUGCAGCUGUCUCUGCUUAAGGUCAAGGGUGCAUUUGUUCCUGCUUAUCUUUUAUUUCGAUCUUAGAGGACUGUUCAAUUUUUGGGAUUGACAUUUCUGCACCUUUUUUAUUUAGUUGUUACAUUUUGUUGGUUUUUCUCGCAACUAUUUUGAUACAUAUGGAUCGAAGACCAGUUCGCUUGAAUGUGCAAUUUUCCUUUGUUUUUUUCAUCCUAA